Molecule: messenger RNA, 1046 nt
Organism: Solanum lycopersicum (tomato)
Lineage: Eukaryota; Viridiplantae; Streptophyta; Magnoliopsida; Solanales; Solanaceae
Biological process (GO): formation of translation preinitiation complex
Molecular function (GO): RNA binding
Source: RefSeq, a predicted model, not a curated record
AUUUGGGCAAAAAAUGAUUAAAGAGUCGGAGAACUCAGAAUCUGAGAUACGUUAGCUUUCUUACAACGCGGUACACAGGGACGGGAGCUGUCAAUAAAAUUGAAAACUCAAUUUCCAAAUUUGUUAAUUCAUCGCUUAAACCCUAACCCCCCCUCUCUCUCUCGCUCAUCGUCAGCCCGUGAAAAUGUUCAAGAAGUUUUCAACUGAAGAAGUGUCUGGACAAAAUCAAGUCAAGGCAUCUGUGCAGCGUAGAAUUCGUCAAAGCAUUGCAGAAGAGUACCCACUACUAGAGCCAGUGUUGGAAGAUCUGCUUCCAAAGAAGUCUCCUCUCAUUGUUGCAAAAUGUCAAAAUCAUCUGAAUUUAGUUGUGGUAAACAAUGUACCCCUGUUUUUCAACAUACGUGAUGGACCUUAUAUGCCUACUUUACGUCUUCUGCAUCAAUAUCCAAAUAUAAUGAAAAAACUACAAGUUGACAGGGGCGCAAUUAAAUUUGUCCUCUCUGGAGCCAACAUAAUGUGUCCAGGUCUUACUUCUCCUGGGGGUGCUUUGGAUGUUGAAGUGGGGGCAGAAACUCCCGUGGCUAUUAUGGCUGAAGGGAAGCAACAUGCUCUAGCUAUUGGCUUUACAAAGAUGUCGGCAAAGGAUAUAAAGGCAAUCAACAAAGGAAUUGGUGUGGAUAACAUGCAUUAUCUUAAUGAUGGGCUCUGGAAGAUGGAGCGUCUGGAUUGAGCUUUAAAUGGUAUCUUUACUAGAUGGACAAUGUUUACCUGCUGCAAAUAGCAAAGACUUGCUCAUUUUUAUGCAGCUGUUAUUUCGUUUCUCCAGAUGUUAAUGAGCAAGCUGAACCAAAGUUUCUUAAUUUAAUGAAGGGGAGCCAAGUUUUAGGGGAUUUAUACAAUUUAUGAUUAUUGUUUUGGAACUACAAAUUUUCUUAAUCCGCUCGAUCAAAGGAACAUGAGUGGUGUUUGUGUCUGAAUCUUAACUUUGGACAAUCAAGAUAAUCAAAAGUUAAAUAUACAAAAAAAGGCCAAUGAAAUUUAACAUA